Panicum virgatum (switchgrass) is the source of this 1374-nucleotide messenger RNA. RefSeq names its product protein FAR1-RELATED SEQUENCE 1-like. The coding region runs from base 1 to 1374 and encodes 457 amino acids. The record is from RefSeq and is a predicted model, not a curated record. Gene Ontology annotation, biological process: regulation of DNA-templated transcription. The transcript has 5 exons. NCBI's taxonomy places the organism in Eukaryota, Viridiplantae, Streptophyta, Magnoliopsida, Poales, Poaceae.
AUGCAGCCUACUGAGCCAGCACUUUCGUUCGAUUCUAGUGCACCUGAAGGAGCUUCAAUGGUUGUCGUCAACGGCACGUCCGCCGCAGUACAACCUGCAUCAGCAAGUGCUCCUGCACCAAUGGUGCUCUCUCAGGAGACCAUGGAGGUCUCGCCGUCGGCUCCGCAGGUCUCGCCGUCUGCUCCGCAGGCGUCGCAGAUGAUGCAUGGUGAUGUUGCGUCCCCCUGCCUUGCAGAUGUCGACCCCCUGUUGCCUGCCGAAGUUGUCCCAAAUGAAGAUCUUCAUUUCGAGAGCAGCGCUGAAGCUUACAAGUUCUACUGCUACUAUGCGGGCAAAGCGGGGUUUGAUGUACGGAAGACAAGGACUAAUAGAAAGACUGUUGCAGAGUUUUCAUGCAAUAAACAGGGCCAUUGGGAAUUCUAUAAGCCUGAUGAAGAGAGGACACGUGAGAAGAUGUCAAUGAGGUGUGAAUGCAAGGCAUUUGUGAAGGCUAAGAAGAACACUAAAAAGGGAUAUUGGUUCUUUGAGAGGAUCAGGUUGGAGCACUCCCACCCAUUGCAUCCAUCACCGCGACUAACACAGUUCAUGAAUGCACAUAAGAACAAGGAUCCGGUGAUCAUGGGAAUUGUUGACAAGAUGCAACAUGCUGAUGCAUCCCACAAUACCACAGUCAAUUAUUUAUCAGAUAUGUAUGGUGGUGUCCAGAACUUCACAUUCACUGAGAUGGACCUGAAAACAGACCAGGACAGCUCUAUGGCUGCUGCAAUACCAAGGGUGUUUCCAAAUACGCAACACAGGCUAUGCCGAUGGCACAUGCUUAAGAAAUACAGAGAUGAGCUAAAGAAGCUGUACAAGGAGCAUGAAGGUCUGAAGAUCAAGCUCCUGACAGUGAUAAAUCACUCACUAACACCUAUAGAGUUUGAGGCGGCAUGGAGUGAGCUGCUAACAGAGUAUGGGAUAGGAGAGAAUGAUGCUAUAAAGGGCAUUUGGGAGUCCAGGCAUAUGUGGGUUUCAGCCUAUUUGAAGCCUCUGUACUGUGGGAGGAUGACAUCAACACAAAGGAGCGAGAGUGUGAACAAGGCAGUCAAAAAAAGGGGUUUUGCAAUGAGGAAGACAUGCAUGAGUAAUUUUGCUCGCAGGAUGCUCGAGUUCAUUCAACACACGAAUCAUGUCUCAGCUGGUGAAACACAUUGUUCACAGGCAAAGAACUUUAGAGUGACAUUGCAACCAUUCGACAAACAAUUGAGCCGGGUAUAUACCCGUGCAGUGUUCAAGAAGUACCGGGAAACAUACAUGUAUAGUACUGCAUUCCGUAUUGAUCCCGAGGAAGGCAAGGCAAACAGUUACCUGGCAUGUUCUGCCCCCAUCUGUUGA